UGGGCUCGGUCAUGUGGCGCGCGGGUCCGUGGUUCAGCUGGUCAGGUGAUUCUCAGUCUGUGCGGAGGACUUGUCGUCGCCAUGUCCGGGCUCGAGCUGCUGUAUUCGGGGCUGGGGCUAACCGCGGCCGCCACCAUCACCGGCAUCGGAAUCUGCUACACAAUAUUUGACCUGGGCUUCCGUUUCGAUGUGGCCUGGUUCCUUACAGAGACUUCGCCCUUCAUGUGGCUGAACCUGGGCAUUGGGCUGGCCAUCUCGCUGUCAGUAGUGGGCGCUGCCUGGGGUAUUUAUAUCACUGGAUCCAGCAUCAUUGGUGGUGGUGUCAAAGCACCAAGGAUCAAAACUAAGAACCUGGUGAGCAUCAUCUUUUGUGAAGCUGUGGCUAUCUAUGGGAUCAUCAUGGCCAUCGUGAUCAGCAAUUUGGCUGAGCACUUUACUGGCACCACUCCUGAGAAGAUUACUGCUCGGAACUAUCAUGCAGGUUUCUCCAUGUUUGGGGCAGGGUUGACUGUGGGCCUCUCCAACCUCUUCUGUGGUAUAUGUGUGGGCAUUGUGGGCAGUGGUGCAGCAUUGGCAGAUGCCCAGAACGCCAGCCUUUUUGUCAAGAUCCUCAUCGUGGAAAUUUUUGGCAGUGCUAUUGGGCUCUUUGGAGUCAUCGUGGCUAUCCUGCAGAUAUCUAAAGUGAAAAUGGGUGACUAAACCCUUUGCCACCUGUCCAUCUGCCAGCUGCAGAUCCUGUACAUAUUUAUUUAAUGUCUCCUGUUGGCUUGGGGCGGAGCUUGGUGUAUAAAGUUAUUCCUGUGAUCUUCGCCCACUGGGCCAUGGAACAACCUGACCAAUUGAUGUGUAUGUGUGAGAACCUAUCUUCCUCUUUUCCCCACCUCUUUCUUGCUCCGCUUCCCCUUGAAGACGGGAGCUGGGUGCCCAGCUGGAAGGAGCCUUGGGCACUCCAGCCCUUGCACUCCUUGUGGCAACCUCUGCCACCCGCAAUGCCAUGUCCUGUGAAAUAAACUUGUUCGUGUCCCAAGUAAUUGCCCUCUUUGUGUGCCCCCUGCUGCUCUGCCCCAGCCCCUGCUGGCUCUGACAGCCCACUUCCCUGGGUAACUGGUGGCACUGGUUGAAGUUCUGGUUCUGCAGGCUGAGAGAGGUGCCCUCCUAGACAUAUUUGCUCCAUACGGGAAGGGGCAACUAGGAGUUGAAAGAUGUCACUUUUGCAGUUCUCUGAAACAUCACAAAUGAUUGGUUAUUAAAAAUAAUGGUAAUGAAAAA
Messenger RNA from Hemicordylus capensis (graceful crag lizard), 1269 nucleotides. RefSeq names its product ATPase H+ transporting V0 subunit b (gene ATP6V0B). Lineage: Eukaryota; Metazoa; Chordata; Lepidosauria; Squamata; Cordylidae. Gene Ontology annotation, cellular component: proton-transporting V-type ATPase, V0 domain. The coding region runs from base 82 to 699 and encodes 205 amino acids. Gene Ontology annotation, biological process: proton transmembrane transport. The transcript has 8 exons. The record is from RefSeq and is a predicted model, not a curated record. Gene Ontology annotation, molecular function: proton-transporting ATPase activity, rotational mechanism.